AUGGUUAAUCUCGAGAAGUCAGAAGCCUCUUUCAGUUCAAAUGUGCUAGAAAUUGUCAUAGAAAUGAUCUAUAACAGGAUGGGUGUUAAGACAUUGCAAUCUCAUUCGAAAUACUUGGGUCUUCCGGUUCUGUUUGGUAGAUCCAAAAAAGAGGUGUUCUCUCUCGUGGUUGAUUCUGUGUGGAAGAAAUUGAAAGGGUGGAAGGAAGGAGUUUUGUUUCAGGCUAGAAAAGAGGUUCUCAUUAUAGCUGUUGCCCAAGCAAUCCCUUUGUAUAUUAUGAGUUGCUUCAAAAUUUCGGAAGGAGUGUGCAAGGAAUUAGAGAGUAUGAUGGCCAAAUUCUGGUGGGUAUCUAGAGAAGGAGAAAGGAAAUUGUAUUGGGUUAGUUAG
This is a messenger RNA of Vicia villosa (hairy vetch), 387 nucleotides long. RefSeq lists its product as uncharacterized. The record is from RefSeq and is a predicted model, not a curated record. The coding region runs from base 1 to 387 and encodes 128 amino acids. NCBI's taxonomy places the organism in Eukaryota, Viridiplantae, Streptophyta, Magnoliopsida, Fabales, Fabaceae. The transcript has a single exon.